CCGGAUUAGGAAGCACGUGGGUGGUCAGGUCGAUCUCAACCGUUCUAAAAGCUUUCCUUUCAUUUUCUGUGAUUGAUUUUACUGAAACCAAUGUCAGGACCACCUCUGGGUUUCGGGUGGGCUACCCAGCAAGAUUUCCCCGCAUCUGGCCAAACUCCCUAUGGCGUCCCAGGACAACCCUAUGUUACUCCCGGGUUUGGUCAACCUGGAACCGGGUGGCAACCGGAAGAGACACCGUAUUGUCCACCACCCGCAGGUGGGAUCGGGUUCGACUUCAUGACUAAUAAUCAACCAUCUGCUCCUCCUAUGUCACCGGACCAGCCAUUCACAGCACCAAGUCAACCUGAUGUUCUUUCAAAUCCGACGUCGGAGGUUGAAGCAGCUCGAACCAUUCGCAUUGUUCCGGCACCCAAAGGUUCAUCUGGUCCUGCUAAAUCUUCUGUUAAUGAUCUACCCAAUCAAUCUAGCGAAGAAGGUGAUUCACACCGCAGUACCAGUCGUUAUCAAGAAGGACUGAAGAACAUGGCGGAUCUCAUGACUGAUGUUGAUCUUACCGAAGACGUUAUGGGCUCCGUGAAGAAUCGGUUUGACUUGAAUCGAUAAACCAAGUGCCUCUCACAAUUGCCUUCGAGAUUACACAGCUUUCGUGGUGCUGUUCUUACGCACCUGCUAAUAUACUUUUCGCACAACCUGAGUGUUGAUACAGAACUUUGGAAGAUUCUAUUUUCUUGUCAAUCAAUUUUUCUGCCCAUUUGGUUAUCCAUGAAUUGGCGUCAGCCACGGUAGCGCCUUGUUUAUUUCUGUGAUUUACCUUUCAUCAUGGCUGGUUAUGUUGCACCACAUGACUGCU
Messenger RNA from Opisthorchis viverrini, 850 nucleotides. RefSeq lists its product as hypothetical. The record is from RefSeq and is a predicted model, not a curated record. The transcript has 3 exons. Bases 91 to 603 code for a protein of 170 amino acids. Lineage: Eukaryota; Metazoa; Platyhelminthes; Trematoda; Opisthorchiida; Opisthorchiidae.